Messenger RNA from Moneuplotes crassus, 1957 nucleotides. Lineage: Eukaryota; Ciliophora; Spirotrichea; Euplotida; Euplotidae. The record is from the annotation of a GenBank genome assembly.
UUUAUUCCAACAGGGUAAGCAAACAGAUUUGGUUUCAUAAAUGUGGGCAGAGAGGUAACUAAUGUGGUUGUAUAGAUGAAGGCGGAUGAGAAAGAGACCAACAACCCUUCUUGUAAUUAUUAUGAACCUCCUUUGUCAAUGCCUGGCAAAGAGACAGACACAUUAGAACAUCAUUACUUAAACUCUGGUCUUUCAUAUUAUUCUGAACCUCGAAGGUCAAGAUUUUGAGGGGAUUUCUCUUCGGGAGAAAAUACUCGACCUGUUUCUUAAAGCCAAGGCUGUAGAUUAUGAACUUGACACUCCGACACAGGUAAUUGGGGAUGUCUUCAUUCAAUUUCAGAAGAAAUGAGAUGAAUUGGAGGAAGAAAAAGACUUAGAUCUGCUAUUUACUCCAACACUUCCUACAAAACAAGCUCUCAUUAAAAUAGAAGAGACUGGAUGAUUCGAGAAUGAUGAAACCAUGUUUUUCGGUAGUCCUAAGACCAAAUCUUGCAUGCUUGAGACAGUCAUAACGACUAUCAGAAAUCUUGAGGUUAGCCAAAAGGGAGAACUUACUUCGGAACUAAUCGAGCAUCAUCAGGGGUUCUUAGAUUCAUACUUCAAAGGAAAGAUCUCCAAGAGCUUCGAAGAUUAUUCGAGUUCUUAUAGUUUAAAAAUCAAGAUGCCAGAUUUAAUAGGGACGAUUAGAGACACUGAAGGGAAGGCUAAAAUACUGCAAUUCUUCGUUUCCUAUUGUGCAAAAAUAAACCUAAAGUCCGCAAUAUACAAAUCUCUCACCCAAAGAUAUCUGAUAGUAAAACUUGAUUUUGAUGGAGAUGGAUUGUCAGAAGAAGACAUCCAUUUUUUAUGGGAAUCUGUCGAUUAUGAUUUCAACACAAAUUUACUGACAUCUCCCUGAAGUGAAGAACAUAAGGAAAUAGACUCAAAUGCUCUUGUAGUAGCUACAAUCUAUAGGCUUAAUAAAGACACGAGUACCAAUAACAGUGAAACAAAUAUUCUGAUCAAUUCUAAAUGGAGGAACUUCAAACAUAUGAUUUAUAAAUCAAAUACCUUCUUUAAUAUAAUUGAAGAUUGCAAGUUAUCGAAAAGACUCCCUCUAAUUUUAAUAUAUAAGCUACAAGAUAAUGUAGGUAAGCAGAGAAAAUCUGAGUUCAAAAGAAAUAAGAGCAGAAGAUCACAACAAUUCAUUGUCGUGAAAAAGGAAGAGAAGAAAGAAGAUACCGAACCUAGCAAGAACUUGUAUAGUACACAAGAAAACACUGAUGCUGCUCUAGGUUAUAAUAAUUUUGUACUGAAGCAAACCCCAAUCAACCAAAAGUUAACCCUUAACUCAAAUCGUGACCUUAAACCUGAAGGUUGGUCAAAAUACACAAUCUUCUAAAAUUUAUAAAACUUCACCCAACAAACAGCAUAUCUCGAAUAAAAAAAUGUAAAAACUCACUUACACUUGUACUUCUCUAAAAUUCAAUUUGAGAUUCCUAAAACUCCAAGUCAUUAAUCCCUACAUAUACUGUUUAAGUAAAGUUUAAUUUGGAGUUUAAAGAUAUGAUUGUUAACAAUAUGAAGAACAAGACAAAUAGGAAGGAGAGAGAUAGCAAGAAGAGUGUAGAUAGAGGGAACCAAGGGUUAAAAGGGAUUUAGAGGUGUUUGACAAAGAGGUUUAAGGAGUUAUAGGGGCUAUAAGGAUAUUACCAUCAUAAAUGCAUCAGUAGAAAUAGAUCAAUUCGAUAUAUGAUGAGGUAAAGAGAGAGGUUUAUGGUGUAGAAUCAGAAAAGAUGUAAGAGAAGGAGGAAAAGAAGGAGUAAAAUUUAGAGAAAUAAAAUUGCAAGUUUGGUCAAUAGAUCUGCUGGCAAUUUAAAAAUUCAACUUUUGCAAGAAAAAGUUAAUAAAACCUGAAGGAUGAAUACAACUUCUUAAGAUUUAAUUUCAUGUAAUCCUCCUUCUUCUUUUUAUAUUA